AUGCCUUUUGUUUACGAUAGCCAGUAUGUUCCGGUCUACGCCCUGGAACCGGCCAACGCAACAGGGUGUGUGGAAGGCUAUCAGAGGUUCCGUGACAGCUGUUACCGCUACAACAAAGAUCUCUAUACCUGGGACCAAGCAGAGAAGCUGUGUCAAGUGGAGGGCUCACAUCUGGUCAGCCUUUCAGACAGGUUUGAGCAAGACUUCAUUGAACUUCUGACCCUGGGAGCUGCCCGUGACCUGCAGAUGUGGCUAGGUUUGAAAUACGACCUGGCUACAGAAGCUUUUGCAUGGUCGGACACAUGGCCUGUGAAGUACACCCUCUGGGACAAGGAUGAGCCCGAUCGUAAGCCCAACGAGGGUUGUGUGAGCCACACAGUGGAUGGUCGAUGGCAGGACGUGCCAUGUGAGAUGCAGAUGUCCUUUGUCUGUGAACACAGUCUAGUUCGUCCACCCACUGCUAAGCCUCCAAAGCCCGCCUCAUGUCCGCGUGGAUGGGUGGGGCUAGGCAACAGCAACAACUGUUACAUGCUGGAGGCGAAGAGUCUGAAGAGCUGGUCAUCGGCCAGUUACGCCUGCACCAUCUUAGGUGGACAUCUGGCCAGUAUGCACACAGCUGAGGAGAACCAGUUCGUGGUCAGUCAGGUCGCUCGUGGAGGGAAGGACACCUGGAUUGGCAUCUCCAAAGGACAGGGAACCGGUUUCUCCUGGAGUGAUGGGACGGCUCUCAACUUUAUGUUCUGGACACCAGGGGAAGGAGCCAUAGACGAUGACGACUCCUUGCACCAGGACUGUGUUGUG
This is a messenger RNA of Aplysia californica (California sea hare), 801 nucleotides long. RefSeq names its product macrophage mannose receptor 1. The record is from RefSeq and is a predicted model, not a curated record. Gene Ontology annotation, molecular function: signaling receptor activity. NCBI's taxonomy places the organism in Eukaryota, Metazoa, Mollusca, Gastropoda, Aplysiida, Aplysiidae.